Molecule: messenger RNA, 717 nt
Organism: Kuraishia capsulata CBS 1993
Lineage: Eukaryota; Fungi; Ascomycota; Pichiomycetes; Pichiales; Pichiaceae
Exons: 1
Coding region: 1-717 (238 amino acids)
Biological process (GO): DNA repair
Molecular function (GO): polynucleotide 3'-phosphatase activity; double-stranded DNA binding; ATP-dependent polydeoxyribonucleotide 5'-hydroxyl-kinase activity
Source: RefSeq, a predicted model, not a curated record
AUGGCUUCAAAGUCCAUACUCAAUAUUCUGGGUAAGGGAAAACCAUCAAAAAUCCAGAAACCACAGUCCGUCUCGAGUCCAAGCAGAGUGUUGGAUCUAAACCUGGGUGAUGGCUGGGAAGUUGCUUCACAAACGUGUUUGAUCUACACCCCCAAACCAACUAGAAAAGAAGAUGAAGCCAGGUCAGAAGCUCAAGUUUCGAAAGACCUAAAGACAAAAGUAGCUGCUUUUGACCUAGAUCAUACACUCAUCAAGAGCAAGAGCGGUGCUAAGAACUUCUCGAUAGCCCCCACCGACUGGAAGUGGCUUUUCCCUUCAGUCCCGCAAAAAUUACGAGAAUUAGCGGACCAGGGAUUUCAAGUGCUAAUAUUCACAAACCAGGGAGUUACAGUGGUUAAAAAAGAUUCCAAAAGCAUGGGAAAUUUCACUACCAAGAUGCAGUUGAUCUUCUGCCAAUUGCCAGUGAAGCUUUACGCAGCUUGCAGACUACCGAAAAAGACGGUCUCCUUGGAUGGAAAGGAUUUCAGGAAACCAAGUACAGAGAUGUGGCAAUUGGCUCUGUUACAUUUGGGAAUAUCUAAGGAUGAUAUUGAUAUGGAAAAUAGUUUUUUCGUUGGGGAUGCGGCAGGAAGGCCAGACGAUUUUAGCGAUUCUGACAAAGUAUUUGCCCAUCGCAUCGGUCUGACCUUCCACGUACCUGAAGAGUACUUUGUGUAG